UACUCUACACUCUACACUCGACAACUAGCUACUCUACUACUCUUCGGUCAUCACCUACUUGAGAGUUUCAGACCACCAACACAGAGAGAUCAUGGCGGGUGGGGCGAAGGCGUCUUGGAUGGUGGCGAUGAGCGUGGGCGCGGUGGAGGCGCUCAAGGACCAAGCUGGGCUCUGCCGCUGGAACUACGCCCUCAAAUCCAUACAUCGGGCAGCCAAGGCCAGCGCCAACGUCCGCGGCGGCGUCUCGCAGGGCGCCAGGCAGCUUCCGACCUCUGCUGCGGCGGUGGCCGAGAGGCAGCGAGCGGAGAAGGCCGAGGAAGGGCUGAGGACGGUGAUGUACCUCAGCUGUUGGGGUCCAAAUGGCCGCAUGCAUCUUUCUAAUGCAGAGGCCGGGGAAUUCCCCCUUUUCAAAAAAAAAAAAGCUGUUGGGGUCCAAAUUAGCAGCUGCAACUUGGUGCUAGCUAGGCGUGUGUGUGUUUGCUGCAACAACCAUGGCCUGAGACCACGAUUUAAAAAGUUGGUACUAGCUGGCUUCCCGUGGAAUCCCCCAUUGUAAAAACCACGAUGAUGAUGAUGACAAAUUACUGUU
This is a messenger RNA of Triticum dicoccoides, 589 nucleotides long. RefSeq lists its product as uncharacterized. Bases 92 to 556 code for a protein of 154 amino acids. The record is from RefSeq and is a predicted model, not a curated record. The transcript has a single exon. NCBI's taxonomy places the organism in Eukaryota, Viridiplantae, Streptophyta, Magnoliopsida, Poales, Poaceae.